Messenger RNA from Colletotrichum lupini, 246 nucleotides. RefSeq lists its product as uncharacterized. The coding region runs from base 1 to 246 and encodes 81 amino acids. NCBI's taxonomy places the organism in Eukaryota, Fungi, Ascomycota, Sordariomycetes, Glomerellales, Glomerellaceae. The transcript has 2 exons. The record is from RefSeq and is a predicted model, not a curated record.
AUGAGAGAGACGGCAAGGACGAUGGAGGAGGACCAAGAGGGAAAGAGCACCAGUGCACGGAACAAGGGUCCUUCGUUCCUUCCCUGCUGCAUCUGCAGGCAUCUUUCAGUGCUUUCCUAUCACCAUCUCGAGUCCUUGACAGUCAUCUUCUGUUCCCGUCAUUUUCUCGACAUUUUUAUCAUAUUCGCCCAGACCUACUGGCUUCUUGCCGCUGCACGCUCUAUGCCCUUUUCGCUGCCUCUUUGA